Messenger RNA from Mastomys coucha (southern multimammate mouse), 1189 nucleotides. It is a transcript of the gene Mrnip, whose product is annotated as MRN complex interacting protein. The transcript is spliced from 7 exons. Bases 73 to 1095 code for a protein of 340 amino acids. Gene Ontology annotation, molecular function: chromatin binding. The record is from RefSeq and is a predicted model, not a curated record. Lineage: Eukaryota; Metazoa; Chordata; Mammalia; Rodentia; Muridae. Gene Ontology annotation, cellular component: nucleus. Gene Ontology annotation, biological process: mitotic G2 DNA damage checkpoint signaling.
AACCGUCGCAGGGUGGGCGGAGCCUGGGCGGGAACGCAGAGCGGGAGCUCACGGCGGGAGACUGAGGCCCGAAUGGCGCCGGCUCAGCAGUCUCGGGUUCUACGGUGCUGCAGCUGCCACAUCUUUCAGGCGCAUCAGGUGAAGAAGAGUCUCAAAUGGACAUGCAAGGCUUGUGGAGAGAAGCAGUCUUUUGUGCGGGCUUACGGUGAAGGCUCUGGUGCUGACUGUAGACGCCAUGUCCAAAAGCUCAAUCUGCUGCAGGGACAAGUGUCAGAGCUGUCACUCAGGUCUAUGGAGAAAGCUGUAAAUGCCAGUGAAGAGGAAAAUGCAGGCCUUCAGCAGGCUAAGGAUGGAAGUCAGCAGGCAGUGUCUGAGUGCCUCCAGUCCCGUUGGCUAAAGUAUCUGGACAAGAGCUGUGAGGACCAGGAGCUGGACAGAGGGAGACCAGCUCUUAAGACACCGCUUUCAGCCAGUGCUAAGCGACCAAGUCAACCCUGCAGUCCAGCUCAACCCAGAAAGAGGAAAUGGAAUCCGAGCCCAGAGCAGCCUGCACACAGCCUGCAUGUUCAGGGUGUGGACAGUGUUGAAGACAACUCUGAACACCAGGACUCCACUGACUUGUUUGGGACAGAGCAAGGCAACAGCCCUGCCCUGAGUACUUCAAACCACAGCAAGGAGCUCUGUUUUCCUAGGUGGAAACUACCAAGUCCUGUCAUGCAAGUUAAUGCCCCAUCUUCUAAAUGGGCACGGUUUCUCCUGUCACCUGGGAACAGUCCACAUGUGGAUGAGAAGCCAUCUAGUCCUCUGCAGAAGGGCACCAGGCUAGCUGACCUAGCACAAGUUGAGCAAUGGACUCUUGGGACCAAGACUCCAAGAGAAGGCCACUUCAGCGGGGCCAUUAGGCCGCCUCAAACCACUCACACCACCACCCCACACCUAGACAGGUCUGGCAGGAAGACCCCAGAGCAGCCAAGGGCCGCGGAGACUCCUCAAGCAGAUGGUAGUAGGCCUUUGGCCCAAGGGACCCAGAGGGCUCCACCGUUGCAACUGUACCACCUCUUUACAACUGGGGAGGACUUUGAUGAUGACCUGUAGCCUUCACUUUGAUCCAUGUUUUAUGAUCCCUCAAUGCUAGUCCUCCAUGUCAUGCUUUGGAACAAAUAACCCAACAAUAAACAUGCUUGUCAAA